UCAUCAGAGCAGCAGCCAUCAGAAUGGUUUCACCCAUCCUGUCCUGCGUUACAUUCUGUAUCUUAGUCAACUUAGUCCAUGCCCUGCCGCCUACUGAGCCACCGUUAAUCUAUGGCCACCCUUUCGUGGCUAUAUGGAACGCCCCCACCGACCGAUGUCGAAACCUUGAGAUCCAACUGGACACUGCAGCCUUCCAGGCAGUGACCACACCCGCGGCAGUCCCCGGUCAGUUUCUUACUAUCUUCUAUGAGGACCGCUUUGGCCUCAUGCCUAACGCUGACGUCGUCAAGCACAUGAUUAACAGAGGUGGAGUCCCCCAAAAUGGCAACCUGACAGAGCACCUGAAUAAGGCCCAAGGUCAAAUAGAUCACUACAUCUCCCAUGAUUCCUCUCCUGGUCUUGCUGUCAUUGACUGGGAGUCCUGGCGUCCCCUAUGGGAUCAGAACUGGGGAUCCAAGCGUAUUUAUCAGAAGUUGUCCAUCACUCAUGCUCUGCAGAUGGCUCCAUUUCUGUCAUCGAAGGAAAUUUCCAGACUGGCAAAGAGCCAGUUUGAGCAUGCUGGCCGACGCUUCAUGGAAAAAACCAUCAGUCUUGGAAUCAGCGAACGUCCGAGCCGCCGCUGGGGCUUCUACCUGUUUCCAGACUGCUUCAACUAUGGAUGGAACAAGCCUGGCUACACGGGGAAGUGCUCCCCAAAAACCAAGAUUCAAAACAACCAGAUGCUGUGGUUGUGGGAGCGCAGCACAGCCCUUUUCCCCUCUGUGUACCUCCACCUGUCCCUAAGGAACACCCCCCAGGCCGCACUCUUUGUUCGCAACCGUGUCCAGGAGGCGCUCAGAGUAUCAGCACUGCCUAAACGUCCCUACACCGUGCCAGUAUACGUCUACUCCAGGCCGCUGUACCGAGAUCAGACCCUCAAGUUUCAGAGUCAGGCUGACCUUAUCAGCACUAUUGGAGAGUCUGCAGCACUGGGAUCAUCUGGGGUCGUAAUGUGGGGAGGCACCAAAGAUUACAACAACAAGGCUGCCUGUCAGUCUCUGUCCGAGUUUUUGACUUCCACCCUCAACCCGUACAUCGCCAAUGUGACUGCAGCGGCCAUGCUUUGCAGUGAGUCUUUGUGCCAGGGGAAGGGCCGCUGCGUCAGGAAGAACUACGACUCCCCCAGCUACCUGCAUCUGAACCCCAACUACUUCCGCAUCGUGCGUGUUAAGAAGAGGUACAUGGCUGUUGGUCUUCCUAAUGCAGCUGACCUCGAAGGCUGGGCCGCCAGCUUCACCUGUCAGUGCUACUGGGGCUGGAGCUGUUCUCCAAAUCUGACGCAUCCAACCACCGUCAAAGUGAUCUGGGUUUAAUCUCGACAGAAAGGCCCCUUGCUGAUUCACAUAUCUGAUUGUUAUGAUGGAAAUUAAAAUGUUGAUGAAAUUAACUAAUGAGCAUGAGCUGCCUCUGUGUUAAAAAACAAACUUAAAUAAAUAAAUUAAUUUGAACUGAAAUCCCAAAAUGUUCCUAAAUAAAAUAUUUUCUGGAAAAAAA
This is a messenger RNA of Mugil cephalus (flathead mullet), 1533 nucleotides long. Its product is annotated as hyaluronidase-1-like. The record is from RefSeq and is a predicted model, not a curated record. Gene Ontology annotation, biological process: hyaluronan catabolic process; carbohydrate metabolic process. The transcript is spliced from 4 exons. The coding region runs from base 24 to 1352 and encodes 442 amino acids. Gene Ontology annotation, cellular component: acrosomal vesicle. Gene Ontology annotation, molecular function: hyalurononglucosaminidase activity. NCBI's taxonomy places the organism in Eukaryota, Metazoa, Chordata, Actinopteri, Mugiliformes, Mugilidae.